This is a messenger RNA of Penicillium diatomitis, 867 nucleotides long. RefSeq lists its product as uncharacterized. The record is from RefSeq and is a predicted model, not a curated record. Lineage: Eukaryota; Fungi; Ascomycota; Eurotiomycetes; Eurotiales; Aspergillaceae. Gene Ontology annotation, cellular component: mitochondrion. The transcript has 5 exons. The coding region runs from base 1 to 867 and encodes 288 amino acids.
AUGAUGCUCAACCGUAUAUCUUUUUACGCUCCUAUCGGCCUGCGUGCCUUUUCCACAGCUCGCGUCUCCCGCAGAGAAUUGGCUUUCCAAGUAUUUGGCCCUGAAAACGAGGCGGUUCAACGGGAUCCGAUCGUCUUUCUCCAUGGACUGUUUGGUUCCAAGCAGAACAACCGAACGAUCAGCAAGGCUCUUGCUCGCGACUUGAAAUGUCGCAUCUACAAUUUGGACUUGCGAAAUCAUGGAGAUUCGUUCCAUGCACCGGAGCACAACUAUAGUGCCAUGGCCGAAGAUGUGCAAGAGUUCAUGGACCAACAGAAACUUGAGAAAUCCGUACUGAUUGGCCACUCUAUGGGCGCAAAGGUCGUCAUGACGGUGGCACUUCAAUCUCCAGAGCGCGUCUCCGCGCUGAUUUCCGUUGACAAUGCCCCUGUCAACGCUGCUCUGAAGAGCGACUUUCCCAAGUAUGUCCGUGGCAUGCAAAAGGUAGAGGAGGCAAAAGUCUCCAAGCAAUCAGAUGCAGACAAAAUCUUGAAAGAAUACGAGGAGUCUCUUCCAAUACGUCAGUUCCUGUUGACGAAUCUCGUUCGCUCGGAUGACAACAUUCUCAAGUUCCGUGUGCCUUUGUCCGUCAUCGGUGACGCUCUCGAUAACAUGGCGGAUUUCCCGUUCUCCGCAUCCGAGGGGAAGCGAUAUGACGGUCCUACGUUGUUUGUCCGAGGCACAAGAUCCCGCUAUGUCUCGGACAAGACCAUGCCUGCAAUCAAGCAGUUCUUCCCGAACGCGCAAAUUGCCGAUGUGGAGGCGGGACAUUGGCUAAUCUCAGAGAACCCAGAGGGAUUCCGACAAGGUAUGUUUCAGCGUUCAUAG